Messenger RNA from Necator americanus (New World hookworm), 1758 nucleotides. RefSeq lists its product as uncharacterized. The transcript has 6 exons. Bases 1 to 1758 code for a protein of 585 amino acids. NCBI's taxonomy places the organism in Eukaryota, Metazoa, Nematoda, Chromadorea, Rhabditida, Ancylostomatidae. The record is from RefSeq and is a predicted model, not a curated record.
AUGAAAUCUUUCAUAACGACUGCAAUAACACUUCUUCUCAUGUUCUAUGUCCGGUUGUCUGUGGCUUACACAUCUUCCUACUGCAAAAUAUUAUGCUUGGACGCACUGCUUCAAAAUUCACUCUUCAAUAAAUACUGUAUUUUCGAGAAUUCAUGUUACCAGUAUAUUUGCGGACUUAUUAACAAAUAUCCGACAUCUGAUUGCCCAGAAAUCUGCGAACACACGAUGGCCCACUUCAAGAGAAUUCGUUCCUUACGUCCUGCUGAAGAAAUGGGCAAAUUUUUGGAAAUUUGUUCGCACUCCAGUUGGAGAGCUACUACUCCAAUUCCUAUUCGUAUCCCGCGUGCCCUUCUACGAAGCGAUCACUACAGUUGCUACGGCUUAUGCCGUGCAAUAACGAGUGCAAUAUUUAGCAAACCCUGUCGUGAUCGUUGGCGCGUUUUAGAAAAUUGCGAACUUGUUGCUAUCAAAGAGACGGUUCGUGGAGACUAUUACUUCGAGACAUGCCCAACGAUAUGUGAAGACAUAGCUGAACAUUUCGCCGACUUUCGUGAUAUGGACAGGUCUAGACACCGUGAGUUUUGUCGACUAAUUAAAGCGUUACAAACAACAACAACCACGCCUUCAACAACAACGACAACCACGCCUUCAACAACAACGACAACAACGCCUUCAACAACAACAACAACAACAACAACAACAACAGAGAUGACUUAUCCAAACGAAGGAUUUCGCAAUUGCGAAGAGCUGUGCUGGCACGUAUUUCCUAAAACUCUUAAACCUACGAAGUUUUUCUGUCCGCAAAAAGCAAAAAAUUACAAUCCUUGUACUCUUAGUUCCUGUAAGGAAGUUAAUAGAGGAAUACCUGCUUUAACGAUGGAAGAUGGGGAAGAUUCCAAAUAUGCUUGUCCAAAGAUGUGCUUUUCCAUGGCAGUUGUAAUGCGUGACCGCGACAUGAAUAGACGAAACUAUCCCGGAAAACUGAUUCGUGGAAUUUGUUCGAGAAUUUCAACAUCAAAAACCACCACACCUUUUUCAACAACAACAGCGAUGACCUAUCCAAGCCAAGAAUUUCACAACUGCGAACAGCUGUGCCAGCACGUAUUUCCUAAAACUCUUGAACCUACAAAGUUUUUCUGUCCGCAUAAAUCGAAAAAAUACAAUCCUUGUACUCUUAGUUCUUGCAAUGAAGUUAUUAGCGGAAUACUGAUGGAAGAUGGUCAAGAUCCCGAAUAUGCUUGUCCAAAAAUGUGCUCGUCUAUGGCAGUUGAAAUGCGUGGCCGCGACAUGGACAGACGACAGUUUGAUGAAAAAAGGAUUAGUGAAUUGUGUUCGGGCAUUGUUCCGGCGUCACAGACUACUGCAAAGCCUCCGACAACAAAAGCAGCCACCUGUCCAAAUGAGAAAUUUUCCAGCUGCAAAGAUCUAUGCGAAUAUGGUUUGAGUGAAACCCUUCGUGAUGAUCCUCGUCUUUGUUGGGAAGGGAGAAAUUCCGUCACUCUUUGCGUUCAUUAUGCUUGCGAGAUAAUCGUUCGCCAGAAUCUGAUGCUCGAACAUGUUUGUCCUGAGAUGUGCCCAUCCAUGAUAGCUGCAGUGCGUGAAGUGGAAGCACUACACCCUCGUACUUCUGCGAUCAUUCUCGAGCUGUGUUUGAAUGUUAGUUCAACGCCUACAAUAUUUCCAAUUUGUCCGGACACAACCAUCUCCCAAGUUGAACACCCCCAGACAUUGUCCAGACCACUGUGGAGCCCGGCAUAA